Portunus trituberculatus (swimming crab) is the source of this 2568-nucleotide messenger RNA. RefSeq names its product translation initiation factor IF-2, mitochondrial-like (gene mIF2). Gene Ontology annotation, molecular function: GTPase activity; GTP binding. The coding region runs from base 141 to 2309 and encodes 722 amino acids. The record is from RefSeq and is a predicted model, not a curated record. The transcript is spliced from 15 exons. NCBI's taxonomy places the organism in Eukaryota, Metazoa, Arthropoda, Malacostraca, Decapoda, Portunidae.
UACAUUGGUCUCGGCGGACGUGUCUGGUCCUGUGUGCUGGCCGCGGCUUCACCAUCACACGGAGUGUGUGAUGGCGGCCUCCUUGGCGGCGACCGGCUGGCUUAGGGAAGGACUACCAAGCUGUCUCCUCCGCCGCUGUCAUGCUAAGAAGUCUUGCAGUGGGCCGCCGGCUGGCACAGAGGGAGGCAUGGCCACUUUGGCAGGCCUUGCAGUAUGUGGAGAGACCAACACUCUUGGGGACCAAGUGUAGGGUAAUGGAGACUGCCCCAUGCCUGCUGUGUGGUCAGCUGCCACGCACAGCUUUCCACUCAUCUGCUGCUCUCAGCAAGAAAAGGAAAGAUAAAGAUGCUAAGAAUGCAGUUCAGCUGAACCCCAAGGCAAUAAAGCUGGAAAAAACGAAGGCUCGUGUUGUAUCAAUCUGGAAGAACAUGACGGUGCUUGAGCUGUCUAAGGCCAUCGAGAGAGACAUUGACACAGUGUUUGAAAUCUUCAUGUAUGUAGAGGGAAGUGAUCACUAUGAUGAACCGAAUGCCCCGAUCACCAACUUGCGUGUGGCCCAAGAGGCAGUGAAGCGGGCUGGCCUGAGGUUCAAGAUAGAAGGCAGUCCAGUGAAGGUGGAGCAGGAGACCAAGAACAAGGAUGCCUUCAGAAGACCACCGCCAGAAGAAGAAAAAUUGGUGCGACGACCCCCAGUGGUCACAAUCAUGGGCCACGUUGAUCAUGGGAAGACCACACUCCUGGACAGCCUUCGGGACACCAAUGUGGUCCAGUCAGAGCAUGGUGGCAUCACCCAACACAUUGGAGCAUUCUCAGUACAGCUUGAGAGUGGAGAACAGGCCACCUUCCUGGACACCCCUGGCCAUGCUGCAUUUGGGGCCAUGCGAGCACGGGGUGCCAUGGUGACUGACGUGGUGGUGUUGGUGGUAGCAGCAGAUGAUGGGGUGAUGGCCCAGACCCAGGAGUCCCUCAAGCUGGCCCAGGAAGCACAUGUGCCAAUUGUGGUGGCCAUCAACAAGGUGGACAAGCCUGAAGCAGAUGUGGUUGGCACAAGGAAGAUGCUGCUUAAUGCUGGACUGCAGCUAGAGGAACAGGGUGGAGAGGUGCAGGCAGUGGAGGUGUCUGCCCUCACUGGCCAUAACCUAGAUCAAUUAGUUGAGGCUGUGGUGACCCAGGCAGAACUCUUAAACCUGCGCUCUGACCCCACUGGUGCUGUGGAAGGUGUGGUGGUGGAGUCUAGGACUGAUCCUGGUAGGGGAAAGGUGGCAACGUGUGUCAUCCAGCGGGGCACACUCAGCCGUGGUGCCGUGCUGGUGGCAGGAACCGCCUGGGGCAAAGUUAGGGGCAUGUUCAACGAUGCUGGGAAGCCUAUCAAGUCUGCCCCCCCAGCCACUCCUGUUCAGGUGAUUGGGUGGCGACAGUUGCCUUCAGCUGGGGAUGUGGUGUUGGAGGUGGAGGGAGAGCAUCGUGCUGCAGAAGUGGUGGGAUGGCGGGAAGCUGCCUUGAAGAAGCAGCAGCAGGAAGAUGAUGCAGCAGCCAUCGAGGAGAAGUUGCAGGAGCACCUCAAACAGUACCGAGCACAGCGGGAGGAGAAAAGGAAAAUGGGAAUAAGGUACAAGCUACGCCAGCGAGGUCCUCGGCCAAAGGAGAGUGAGGAGGAGGAUGGGCCACCCAAGGUAUCACUUGUGCUGAAAGGAGAUGUAGAUGGAUCAGUGGAGGCUUUGCUAGACACCCUCGACACCUACCAUGGCACGGAAUGUCACCUGGACCUCAUCAGUUAUGGUGUUGGACCUGUCACUCUCACCGAUGUGAACAUGGCCUCCAUGUUCUCAGGUAUUAUCUACACCUUUAAUGUGGAAGUUCCAAAGGAGUUGCAGACAUUAGCCUUGAAAAAAGGUGUGACCAUCUCAGAACACACAGUUAUCUAUCACCUCAUUGACCACCUCAAGGAACAGAUCUCUGCACAGCUGCCUCUCAGGGAAGAGGAAGAAGUACUUGGUGAAGCAAAUGUUCUUGAGGAGUUCUUGAUCACUGAGGGGCGUAAGAAAGUUCCAAUUGCUGGGUGCCGGUGUGUGAAGGGAAGCCUGAAGAAGAGUGCCUUGUACAAAGUAGUGCGAGGCCAAGACACAAUCUAUGAGGGUGAACUGUCAUCCAUGCGUCACCUGAAAGAGGAAGUGGAAAGCAUAGCAAGAGGCAAGGAGUGCGGUCUGUGCUUUGCUGACCACGACCUCAGAUUUCAGACUGGUGACACACUGAUCUGCUACAGAAUCAAGCAGAUCCCUCAGACAAUAGACUGGGACCCUGGUUUCUAAGGCUUACAUAUUAUAAUUCUUUUAUUUUUCUUUUCUUUAUUUUACAUACAUAGGCUAUUUCUUCAUGCAAGGUGAAUCAUAAGGAAAGGGCAGAGUGCAGGAAUGUACAAGUAUGUCAUUCUAAAGUAAAGAGUUGCCUGCAGACUGUCCUGUUGAUACUUAAUUUUACAAUGGAUUUGCUGAACUUUAGUACACAUGCACUGUUUUUACUCAACUUCACAUAAAUUGUCUCUUCUUUAGCUCUUUCAGUUUUCCUUCC